Molecule: messenger RNA, 2252 nt
Organism: Syngnathoides biaculeatus (alligator pipefish)
Lineage: Eukaryota; Metazoa; Chordata; Actinopteri; Syngnathiformes; Syngnathidae
Product: ras association domain-containing protein 10-like
Exons: 1
Coding region: 160-1569 (469 amino acids)
Biological process (GO): signal transduction
Source: RefSeq, a predicted model, not a curated record
GAAAUGGAGGAAAUGAUUUCAAAAUGAGCUCUAACGCUCCCUCGUCCUUUCACUGUUUAUUUUUUUUUUACCUUUUCUUUAGUUGACUUUCACCCAAAGUUUGAACUUUUUUUUUUUAAGAAUAAACAGGAUACCUGGAAGCAGGUCAAGCGCUUUGAGAUGGAGCUAGAAGAAGGGAAAGUUUCUGUGUGGGUCUGCCAAGAAGAGAAGCUUGUCUCUGGGCUAACGAAGAGGACUACAUGUGCUGAUGUGGUCCAAGUCCUGCUGGAAGAUCAGAACCUGCAGCAAAGCGCCUCAUCUGGGAUGCUUUCCGGGGCCCUUCAGUCCUAUUGCAUAGUGGAGAAAUGGAGGGGCUUCGAAAGGAUUUUACCCAACAAGACCAAAAUCCUUUCUCUGUGGAGCACUUGGGGGGAUGAGCGGGAGAAAGUUCGCUUCAUCCUAGUCAAAAAUGAUGCGUCGCUUCCCGACAAUGGGCCCCGGAGUGCUGAGGCGAGGGUGAUCCAGCGGCGGGAGAAUUGGAGUCCCGAAGGGGUGAUCAGAGUCCCUGCUAGAACAUGCUGGACCGCCACGGCCUCCACCAACUUGUCCCGGGAGAGGCAGAGGCGCAUUGUGAGAAAGGCCUUCAGAAAGUUGGAUAAGAUGAACAAAAAGAAGGAGCAGGGUCUUGAUAAAGAUAAGAGCUCGGUGGAGAAGAUGGAGACUUUGGUCCACUUGGUGCUUUCUCAGGAUCACACCAUCCGCCAGCAGGUUCAGAGACUCAAAGAGCUGGACAAGGAGAUUGAGAGCUAUGACUCUAAGGUGCACUUUGAGCGCAUGAAAAGACACGGGGUCAACUAUGUGCAGGAUGCUUACUUGGAGGACUCGUCUUACUCCCUGGAGGACCAGACCUGCAAAGUCACUCCAGAAGCACUGGCCCAGUUGGAAGAGUACGCACGCCAUUGCGAGGAGGUUGUGAGGUUGCAGGAGGAGCUGAUGGAGCGAGAAGCGCUCAUGGAGAGCAUUACCGCCGAGAUCCAAGAGGAGCUCAACCGGCGGUGGAUGAAGCGACGGUGGGAGGAGAGGGGACAAGAGGAAAAGGUGUCGGAAAUGUGCCUCUCUGCCCAACCCGGACUCCAGACUGUGUCUGGAGAAGAGGUGGCCUUGGAGGAGGAGAGGAUCAAAACGCAACUGAAAACCAGCCUCUACAUUGGCCUGAGACUCAAGACAGACCUGGACGGCAUUAGGGGGGACUUGGACCUGAGUCUUGCACUUUGGGAGAGCAAGGAAACCGAACUGCUGGAGCUCAUGGCCGAAGUGGAGACUCUGGAAAUUAAUCAGGUGAACUCCAAAGGGGAUGAUGAGGAAGAAGAAGAAGAUGAUGAUGAUGAGGAUGAUGUUGAGGUUAACGAUGAGAAUACAAAAGCAGAUAAGGGUGCAGGGGUGUUAGCAGACAAGAACAGCAUUUGGGUGGAGCAGGCCCGAGGACUGUCAAAGACCUGCAGCAUCAAUGACGAAGACUCGGACACUGGCCUGAGCUCCAUGCACAGUCAGGACUCUGACAACCCUCCAGUGUUUGAGUCUCUGGUCUGAACUGGAUCACACGGACUGGGGGCGGGGGGUAUAACCUGUGAAAAGUAAAGUGCUAGAAGAGUAAGCUAAUAUUUGGUUUGAUAGGCUGUGCCUGACUUGUUGCUUGCACAAGGCGAGUUGAAAAAGUACCAUUUCUCAGGCUAUAUUAAAUCUAUCAAAGUCAACCUCAUAGAUAUGUCAAUUAUAUUUUAAGUGACAGGUGUCAAACUCAAUUGCCACAUCAUUUUAUCUAAGGCAAAACACACCUCCUUUCAUGUUAUGUGCUCAAAUCAUUAACAAUUGCCAAUGAUCUUCACUUGAACAUUCAAAAAGUGCAAUUUCUGUUUCACAAAACCCCUUUUAAAAUUAAUUCAAUAAUAGUUUAAAAAACUAUUUUCCUUCGCUUCUGAUUUUAAACUUAGUGAUUUAUAACUUGGAGCGUAUGUAAUGAUUUAAUGUGGCCGAUUAAUCCGCUGUCUUUGUUGUUUUGUAAUGACUUAUGACUGAUGUUAUCAUUUUAAUGAGCAAUAAUAAUAAUAAUGAUAGGUUGAAAACAAACUUACCUAUGAUCUUCUUGUAAGAUUGUGUUUAAUAUCAAUUCAGCCAAGUCUAAAAAUAAACCAAAUGCACAAAGGUUUUUUUUUUUAAAUUUAAAACAACAAUUGGGGGCUUUGUAAUGGACAUAAGCAUCAUAGUGGUACUUG